CUGCAAUUAGACCAGGCGCGCCCCCGAUUCCCCAGGCAGGCGGCGGCGCGCCAGUUCCCACGCCUCUGAGGCUGUGGCGCGUUCCCGCUGCGCGCAGUCUCUGUGGCGGUCGGGUGUUUGCAGCGGCGCCCCGAGCUGGAUUGCUGGCCUUGUGGGUCGCAGGGAAAGUUCGCUGUCCGGGAAGGAAGCGCAGGAAUAAGGCGCACGGAUAACCUCGCAUCACUCAGCCGGAAGGCCCGAGGAGAAGGAGGCGGCCGGGCCCUCGGUCCCUGAAUCCCUACCGGGGAAUGAGCGGCUCUCGCAAUAACCGGGUCAUGAUGGAAGGAGUGGGGGCCAGGGUGUCACGGGGCCCGGACUGGAAGUGGGGGAAGCAGGAUGGCGGAGAGGGCCAUGUGGGCACCGUACGCAGCUUCGAGAGCCCGGAGGAGGUGGUGGUGGUCUGGGACAAUGGCACUGCUGCCAACUAUCGCUGCUCCGGGGCCUACGACCUGAGAGUGCUGGACAGUGCGCCCACCGGUGUCAAACACGAUGGGACAAUGUGUGAUACAUGUAGACAGCAGCCGAUUAUUGGAAUCCGAUGGAAGUGCGCCGAGUGCACAAACUAUGAUCUUUGCACUUUGUGUUACCAUGGAGACAAGCAUCAUCUGAGGCAUCGAUUUUAUCGAAUUACUACACCAGGAAGUGAACGUGUGCUUUUGGAAUCGCGGCGCAAGUCGAAGAAGAUAACAGCAAGGGGAAUUUUUGCUGGUGCUAGAGUUGUGCGUGGAGUAGACUGGCAGUGGGAAGACCAAGAUGGUGGCAACGGGAGGAGAGGCAAGGUGACAGAGAUACAGGACUGGAGUGCAUCAAGCCCACACAGUGCUGCUUAUGUUCUCUGGGACAAUGGUGCUAAAAACCUCUACAGAGUUGGCUUUGAAGGCAUGUCUGAUCUGAAAUGUGUGCAAGAUGCCAAAGGAGGAUCAUUUUAUAGAGACCACUGUCCUGUGCUGGGUGAGCAAAAUGGUAAUCGCAAUCCAGGUGGUCUGAUGAUUGGUGAUCUUGUGAAUAUUGAUCUAGAACUUGAAAUUGUUCAGUCGUUGCAACAUGGUCAUGGGGGCUGGACUGAUGGCAUGUUUGAAACACUUACAACUACAGGCACUGUCUGUGGCAUUGAUGAAGAUCAUGAUAUUGUAGUACAGUACCCAAGUGGAAAUAGGUGGACAUUUAAUCCAGCUGUUCUCACCAAAGCAAAUGUUGUUCGAAGUGGUGAUUCUGCACAAGGAGCUGAAGGAGGAUCCUCGCAGUUUCAAGUGGGGGAUCUAGUACAAAUUUGUUAUGAUCUAGAGAGAAUAAAGCUUCUUCAGAGAGGUCAUGGAGAAUGGGCUGAAGCCAUGCUUCCUACCCUGGGAAAAGUUGGAAGAGUUCAGCAGAUCUAUUCAGACAGUGACCUAAAGGUAGAAGUUUGUGGAACUUCCUGGACAUACAACCCAAUUGCAGUUUCUAAAGUGGCCUCUGUUGGAUCAGCAAUAAGUAGUGCAACAGGCGAGAGAUUAUCCCAACUCUUGAAAAAAUUGUUUGAAACACAAGAAUCUGGUGAUCUUAAUGAAGAGCUUGUGAAAGCUGCUGCAAAUGGCGAUGUCGCUAAAGUGGAGGACUUGCUGAAGAAGCCAGAUGUUGAUGUAAAUGGUCAGUGUGCUGGACACACGGCCUUACAAGCUGCAAGCCAGAAUGGACAUGUAGACAUUUUGAAGUUACUUCUCAAGCAUAAUGUUGAUGUGGAAGCUGAGGAUAAAGAUGGCGACCGUGCGGUUCAUCAUGCAGCAUUUGGAGACGAAGGUUCUGUGAUUGAGGUGCUACAUAGAGGUGGUGCAGAUUUAAAUGCACGUAACAAGCGCAGGCAGACACCGCUACACAUUGCUGUUAAUAAAGGCCACUUGCAAGUUGUUAAAACUUUACUGGAGUUUGGCUGUCAUCCUAGUCUUCAGGACUCUGAAGGUGAUACUCCCCUCCAUGAUGCUAUAAGCAAAAAACGGGAUGAUAUCCUAGCUGUGUUGUUAGAAGCUGGAGCGGAUGUUACCAUUACCAAUAACAAUGGAUUUAAUGCCCUUCAUCAUGCGGCUCUAAGAGGAAAUCCCAGCGCUAUGCGUGUCCUACUUUCUAAAUUACCUCGUCCAUGGAUAGUCGAUGAGAAGAAGGAUGAUGGAUACACUGCAUUGCACCUGGCAGCACUCAAUAAUCAUGUUGAAGUUGCUGAAUUGCUAGUUCAUCAGGGUAGUGCAAACUUGGACAUUCAAAAUGUAAACCAGCAGACGGCUCUUCAUUUAGCUGUUGAACGUCAACAUACACAGAUCGUCAGGUUGUUGGUACGUGCUGAAGCAAAUCUGGAUAUCCAAGAUAAGGACGGUGAUACUCCUCUGCAUGAAGCCCUUAGACACCAUACAUUGUCUCAGCUGCGACAACUUCAAGACAUGCAGGAUGUUGGCAAGGUGGACACUACAUGGGAGCCCUCAAAGAACACCCUUAUUAUGGGUCUUGGAACGCAAGGGGCUGAGAAGAAAAGUGCUGCCUCUAUUGCUUGCUUUCUGGCAGCAAAUGGAGCAGAUCUAACCAUUCGUAACAAAAAAGGCCAGUCUCCGCUUGAUCUCUGUCCAGAUCCCAGCCUGUGCAAAGCCCUGGCUAAAUGCCACAAGGAAAAAUCUAGUGGUCAAGUUGGAUCUCACAGCCCAUCUAUGAUUAACAAUGAUUCUGAGACUCUAGAGGAGUGCAUGGUGUGUUCCGACAUGAAGAGAGAUACACUUUUUGGCCCUUGUGGGCAUAUUGCAACCUGCUCUUUAUGCUCCACACGGGUAAAAAAAUGUCUUAUAUGCAAAGAUCAAGUACAGUCUAGAACAAAGAUUGAAGAAUGUGUUGUAUGUUCAGACAAGAAAGCAGCCGUGCUCUUUCAACCAUGUGGACAUAUGUGUGCCUGUGAAAAUUGUGCAAGUCUUAUGAAAAAGUGUGUUCAGUGUCGUGCUUUAGUUGAACGGAGAGUGCCUUUUGUUAUGUGCUGUAGUGGGAAAGGAGGAGAAGAUGUCGCAGAUGACGUGGCAGGCACUAACAUUCCAGCUUUACAGAAGGACAAGGACAACACCAAUGUCAAUGCAGAUGUGCAGAAACUACAGCAGCAAUUGCAAGAUAUUAAAGAACAGACCAUGUGUCCUGUGUGUCUGGAUCGGCUGAAGAAUAUGAUCUUCAUGUGUGGACAUGGAACUUGCCAACUCUGUGGAGACAGGAUGAACGAAUGUCCCAUUUGUCGGAAGACGAUAGAACGAAGAAUCUUAUUGUACUAGAUUCCUCAUUAUAUUUUAUAUACUUUUCAAGCUGCUUCAUUUUUAGUAGUGCGGAUGGGUUGGCUUCCAUGCUACGUUCGCUGUUAAUUUGCUGAAAAUUAUGUGCAAAAGAUUGGCUUUAAAAUGUGUAUUAGAUCCUGCCACUGGUCUUUUACAAAAUCUCAGCAUACAGCUAUCUUUGUUGUUAGUACUUCUGUGUGUCUUCUUACUUUGUGUUGUCUAAAAUUUGAAAACACAAAGAAAUUCUUGUCUGAUGUUUGUGAGCUUUAAAAUGAUCGGUGGUGCGGUCAAAUCCACAUUUUCUGUUUUGUUUUUAUGCAAGAUAUAUUUAUUUUCUUUCAUUUUUUUUAUUUUAUUGUUUUUUUUUAAUUGGCAAAGUUAGUCUUGUGCAGGGGGAUAUGUGCAGCCUGUGUCAGCAAAUGGCCAUGCUUUCUAGUAGGCCUGCAAGUGUGACUUGGCCUGGAGAUUCCUUUUUGCCGUAUUAGACUUUCUAUUUUUUACUUUUGUUUUCAGAUUGAGUAAUGGAAUGUCUUUUAUUCAUUUGCAGAUACAGUAUGUCAGAGGUUGAGCUCCCAAAGGCAGAACAAAGAAGCUAACUCAAUAACUUUUAGAACACUAUGAAUGUAGAACUAUCCCAAGCCAUGUUUCUCAAAAAACUAAAACCAAUAGGCCACUCCCAUCGCUAAGUGCAGAAAAUAAAGACAUUUUUACAAUGUAUCACUUAUUGCUACCACAAUGUAAGCUGGGCUUUGCUGUCCUGUUUUAUAGAACUACCAUUUUCUUCUACCCUCUUAGAUAGA
Messenger RNA from Nanorana parkeri, 4108 nucleotides. RefSeq names its product mindbomb E3 ubiquitin protein ligase 1 (gene MIB1). Lineage: Eukaryota; Metazoa; Chordata; Amphibia; Anura; Dicroglossidae. Bases 288 to 3308 code for a protein of 1006 amino acids. Gene Ontology annotation, molecular function: protein binding; zinc ion binding; ubiquitin-protein transferase activity. The transcript is spliced from 21 exons. Gene Ontology annotation, cellular component: cytoplasm. Gene Ontology annotation, biological process: protein ubiquitination. The record is from RefSeq and is a predicted model, not a curated record.